GGACUAUGACACGUAAAAAAUGUAAUGAAGGAAAAAAGUGAAGUCUAAUAUAGUAGUACUUAUCAUACGUAGCUCUUAAACUUUUUUAUGCAAACUCUGCAUAUCCUCCAAAAUUGUACUCAAACUAAUGGAACUUGCAUAACCGGAUCAUUCUACCCCUCCCUUCACUCUAUAUUUCUGUCUCCCCAUUCACUUCACAUAAUCACAUUGUGCCUUCUCCAUGGAAGACCACUCAACACCACCGUUACCUCUCAAAGCAUACAGAUUGAUUGCAUCAUCCAUCUUCUAUGCCAAGUCCACCACCUCCAACAACUCCAUUGCUCCCCUCUUUCUCUUCAAGCCCUGCACCACAACCCCACCAACUCAAAUCCUCCAAGACAUCUCAGUCACUGCUUAUCCAUCUCAAAUCCUAGCCAUAGUUGGCCCUAGUGGAGCUGGAAAAUCCACGCUGCUCGACAUUUUAGCUGCUCGAAGAUCGCCCACAAAUGGCAAUCUUCUUCUCAAUUCUCUCCCUCUUAGUCCUUCUUCGUAUCGAAAACUAUCCGCUUAUGUCCCUCAACAUGAUGCAUGCCUUCCAAUGCUUACUGUGGCUGAAACUUUCACAUUCUCUGCCUUGCUUCUUUACCCCAAAACAUCUGAAAUUGACACAAUUGUCUCUUCUCUUCUCAGUGAACUUAGGCUUACACACUUGGCCAACACAAGACUUUGUCAUGGCCUAUCCGGCGGGGAACGUAGACGGGUUUCUAUAGGCCUGAGCCUCCUCCAUGACCCUGCUGUGUUGAUUCUUGAUGAACCAACUUCAGGACUUGAUAGCAGCUCUGCUUUCAAUGUAAUGCAGACCCUGAAAUCAAUCGCUACUUCGCGUCGAAGCACUGUGAUCUUGUCCAUCCAUCAACCAAGCUUCAAGAUUCUCUCUACUAUUGAUAGAAUUCUUUUGUUGUCCAAAGGAAGUGUUGUUCAUCAUGGAACAGUAGCUUCACUUGAAAGCUUUUUAUUCUCCAAUGGCUUCACUGUCCCUCCGCAACUCAAUGCCCUUGAAUAUGCCAUGGAAAUACUGAACCAGAUCCAGGAGAAUAAACCCAACACUCCACCUUCACUUCCUCGAUCGCCAGACAAUUCUACAACAACCCCACCAGAAAAAGAAGCUCGAGAUGUUCGAUAUAAGAGCUCAAGACUCCGCGAAAUCUUGAUUCUUUAUGGCAGAUUUUGGAAAAUCAUAUACAGAACAAGACAGUUACUUUUAACAAACACCUUGGAGGCACUAAUUGUGGGUCUUGUUCUAGGAACAAUCUACAUCAAUAUUGGAUAUGGCAAACAAGGUAUCGAGAAGAGAUUUGGUCUCUUUGCAUUCACUCUUACUUUUCUCCUCUCCUCAACAACCGAAACUCUUCCAAUCUUCAUCAAUGAAAGGCCAAUUCUACUCAGAGAAACCUCUAGUGGGGUUUACAGACUCUCAUCAUAUCUUGUCGCAAACACCCUCGUUUUCUUACCAUACUUGCUAGUAAUAGCUGUUAUAUACUCCAUUUCAGUUUACUUCUUAGUGGGUCUCUGUGCUUCAUGGCAAACUUUCUCUUACUUUGUUUUGGUCAUCUGGGUCAUAAUCUUGAUGGCUAACUCAUUUGUUCUGUUCUUAAGCUCUCUGGUUCCGAAUUACAUUGCUGGGACUUCUAUGGUGACUGUGCUUCUCGGUGGCUUCUUUCUAUUCUCUGGGUACUUUAUUUCUAAGGAAAGCAUGCCAAAGUACUGGCUCUUCAUGCAUUUCUUCUCCAUGUACAAGUAUGCUCUUGAUGCUCUGCUCAUUAACGAGUAUUCCUGCCUGGUCUCAAAGUGUUUGAUUUGGUACGAAGAGAACAAAACUUGUAUGGUGAAUGGACUUGAUGUGCUGAACAAGAGAGGGCUCCAUGAGAGGCAGAGAUGGACAAAUAUUUAUGCUUUGAUUGGGUUCUUUCUGCUCUACCGUGUUCUUUGUUUGCUGGUUCUGAUCAGAAGAGUCUCAAGAUCAAAAAACUAAAAUGAAAUGUUCUAAAUUAUUAAUCAAUGUGUUUUUUAAUUGUUGGAUUGCCCUCUUUUGAUCUUGUUUAUUACAUGCUAAUCAAUGCAGAUGUUUUGAAGUAAUCAUGUGAAUCUACAUUGCAUGAACCAAACCAGUAAAUUAUAUAUUGCAAAGAAA
This is a messenger RNA of Tripterygium wilfordii, 2170 nucleotides long. RefSeq names its product ABC transporter G family member 4. The record is from RefSeq and is a predicted model, not a curated record. The coding region runs from base 221 to 2011 and encodes 596 amino acids. Gene Ontology annotation, molecular function: ATP binding; ATP hydrolysis activity; ABC-type transporter activity. Lineage: Eukaryota; Viridiplantae; Streptophyta; Magnoliopsida; Celastrales; Celastraceae. The transcript has a single exon. Gene Ontology annotation, cellular component: membrane.